Chironomus riparius is the source of this 210-nucleotide messenger RNA. NCBI's taxonomy places the organism in Eukaryota, Metazoa, Arthropoda, Insecta, Diptera, Chironomidae. The record is from the annotation of a GenBank genome assembly.
AUGACAAGACUUAAUGUGAAGUCGCCUGAAUUUCAUAGCUCUAGUGUGAAGACUCCUGAACCACAAAACUCGAAUAUGAAUGUAUUUGAAAUAGAAAAAUCUAAUGUGAAGUCGACUGAAUUUCAUAGCUCUAGUGUGAAGACUCCUGAACCACAAAACUUGAAUGUGAAGGUAUUUGAAAAUAACAAGACUCAAUGUGAAGUCGUCUGA